This is a messenger RNA of Coregonus clupeaformis (lake whitefish), 1719 nucleotides long. Its product is annotated as cardiolipin synthase (CMP-forming). The record is from RefSeq and is a predicted model, not a curated record. Bases 352 to 1527 code for a protein of 391 amino acids. Gene Ontology annotation, cellular component: mitochondrion; membrane. Gene Ontology annotation, biological process: cardiolipin biosynthetic process. Gene Ontology annotation, molecular function: cardiolipin synthase activity. NCBI's taxonomy places the organism in Eukaryota, Metazoa, Chordata, Actinopteri, Salmoniformes, Salmonidae. The transcript has 7 exons.
CACUACAAAUAACAAACUCAUCAUCAAGCUUUGAUUAUUUGAAUCAGCUGUGUAGUGCUAGGGCAAAAACCAAAACGUGCACCCGGGUGGGCCCCAGGACCGAUUUUGGUAAGCCGUCUUUUAAGUGACCAGAGACGCUUGUAUGUCUGGUGAGAUCCACCAAUAACACGACGUCGUAAAACUGUCGCGGAAUACGGCAGCAAACAUGGAAGACGUUGGCAUGAUCGGCUAGAGUUGCUGGUUGAUAAUAAAGAAACAGGAAAAAUAUGAACCAGCGGGGAGGUGUUAUAAACAGCUGUGUGUGUGAAGAGGAGUACAUGAGGUUAGUUUGUAAAUCGCGUGUUGUUCGCGAUGUUUUUCUUGGCGGUGUGUGCGCGAGGGCACGUAACUAACGUGGCGCGCUGUGUGAGGAGAAGUGUGUUUCGGCCAAUUCCUGCGUCAUGGCGGCAGCAGCAGACCGGUGUGUGUGUGAGGGUAGACCGGAAGUUGCUGCAGAGACUCAAAAACAGAAUCUCCUCAGUCGCCCAUUGGUGCAGCUACACACAAUCUCACACACACAUCCCCAACCUAACGACCCCAGAGGUUAGGGGCCACGCGCUAAAGGGUCCCACCGAAAGCGUCACCCGAUCCUGUCACCGCAGAGGCCACGAGAGGACGCGGAGUAACGACAACCGCUUUAAGUUUUAUCCUACGGAUCCCUCUUUCUCGUCUCCCUCUCAUCUUCUCCUGGGGUUGAGGUUGAUCCCGGUGAGUUCUGGUGUGUCUCCAGGCUGGAGAGGUCUCUGUAGUGGAAAACCCCGGGAGACCCCAGCCGACUGCCCAACUGGAGAGGACCAGAGGGAAACCACCCAGCCAGCUGAUAGACUACCUGAUCCUGGUCAAGGACUGUUCAAGUUUAAAGAACUGGUAGGUCGGUGUGUGUAUGAGAACCCGUGGACCAUCCCCAACCUGCUGUGUGUGUGUCGCAUCGCACUGGCUCCAGUCCUGGGAGUCCUGAUAACUGAGCAACAUUUUCACCUCUCCCUUGGGCUGUUUGCUUUGGCUGGAUUUACUGACGUGCUGGAUGGUUAUAUAGCCCGUAACUGGGCCAGUCAGAAGUCUGCGCUGGGCAGCGCGCUUGACCCAUUGGCUGAUAAAAUCCUCAUCAGCGUUCUCUACAUCAGUCUCACCUACGCACAGCUCAUCCCAGCGCCCCUGACAGCAUUGGUGAUCGCCAGAGACGUCGGUCUGAUAGCGGCUGUUUUCUACGUCAGAUACAAGACUGUCCCACCUCCUGUGACUCUCAAUAAGUUUUUUAACCCCUGCUACACAACAGCACAGCUCAAACCCACCACCAUCAGCAAGGUGAACACAGCGAUCCAGCUCUUUCUGGUAGCAGCAUCGUUGGCUUCUCCCGUCUUUCACUACACAGACAGUCCGCUCCUGCAAGCCCUAUGGUAUAUCACAGCGGUAACGACGACUGUGUCAGGCUACAGCUACUAUCACUACGGCAUGAAGACUGUCGCUGUGCUCAACAGCACCAAGUAACCAUGGCAACACCAAGUAACGGUUGCAACUUAAUACACUCUUGCCUCAAUCAUGAACAAACACACACCCACUUGUGUUUGGAAAGAAUACAAAAUGUACUCUGAGUGCGUAUUUUUAAUCUCAGUAUUGCCAUGGGAACUGUUUUGUAUCUGAUGAAUGAUGUGAUUAAACCAUGAACCUGCUCUGAUAGCC